AUGCCGGAUCCAGUCCCCCUUUCGUCUCGUGUCAGAGGCGCGCUUUACGGCCUCGCCGUGUGUGACGCGUUAGGAGGCCCUGUCGAGUUCAAGCCGCGCGGGUCGUUUAAGCCGGUGACGCGGAUGCUGCCAAACGACAACUUCGACCUCCCGCCGGGCUGUUUCACCGACGACACUUCGAUGACCUUGUGUCUGGCCCAGUCGUUUCUAGACUGUGGCGGCCAGUCCAACAUCGUGGACCAGGUGAAGAAGUAUAUCUCGUGGUGGCGGGAUGGCUACCUGUCGUCCGUCGGGAGAUGCUUCGACAUUGGGGUCUCGACGAAAUGUGCGCUGGAAACUUGGGACAACCUCCUCAGGCUUGACCACGACGCUUCACCGACCGACGAGGCCCACCGCGCAAUUCUGAAGAGAAUCACGCGUUCCUUCGGCAAGGACGAAUUCUGCGGCAACGGCAGCUUGAUGAGAGUGCUUCCGGCAGCGUUGAUCGCUGUAAGCGAGUUGGAUGCUGUCCAGCUCGCUCGUGAGAGCUCGCUGCCAACGCAUCCUCAUCCUCGCUGCGUACACGCCUGCAUGAUAUACGCUGCUUUGGUCCUGCAAACACUGAAUGGCGCCUCAAAGACAGAGCUCGCCCUCAGCUUGGCGGAAUCGGUCAAGGAAAUCCCCAGCAACGUUUCCGACACACCCAUUGAACCUGUCCUCGCGGAGCGGCUGGGAAAGUACCAAACGCUUGAGGAUUGGGAGAAGACACCGGCCGAAUCGAUACGGAGCACGGGCUACGUUGUCGACACUCUCGAAGCGUCGCUCUGGGCUUUCUUCAACUCGGAUACGUUCGACGAGGCGGCGACCCUGGCUGUAAACUUGGGGUACGAUGCAGACACGGUGGGAGCGAUAUGUGGCGGGCUUGCUGGGGCCUAUCAUGGCUUUGAAGCUAUUCCAGAGAGUUGGCUGCGCGACAUGAAGAAGACAGACCUUCUUGAUGAAGUAGCCCAGAAGAUACUUGAACACAGGAACACAACCGUGUAA
Messenger RNA from Cladophialophora psammophila CBS 110553, 1023 nucleotides. RefSeq lists its product as uncharacterized. Lineage: Eukaryota; Fungi; Ascomycota; Eurotiomycetes; Chaetothyriales; Herpotrichiellaceae. The record is from RefSeq and is a predicted model, not a curated record. The transcript has a single exon. The coding region runs from base 1 to 1023 and encodes 340 amino acids.